AGCUUUUCCGUAAAAGGACACAAGGCUUUACGAGGGAUGUAUCUGGAGAUGACGAGAAUAACAGUUGCAACAAAUGGCGCAAACUAAAUUCAUUUUCAGUCAAUUCAAUUUGAGCGAUCCGGAAUUCUCGCGUUCACAAAGUUCAAAGGCCUCGAAUCGAGCGCGCGCGCGCGCGCGCCAAGUACAGUGACAACCGGGCGGAACAGAACGGAGUGAGAUCGUCAUCGAUAUUGAUUGAAUUGACGUUGCGCGGCACAAGUCGCGACUGUCGCGAGUCGAGUUGACGAGAUCGAGGAUCGCGAGAAUGCAGCGUAGCGUACUCGGGGCGACGAGUAUCCAGCUGUUACAGAGACGCUUCUUCAAAAAGUACCACGUGAGGGUUAGAUUCGCGCCUAGCCCCACCGGUGACUUGCAUUUAGGAGGAUUGCGUACCGCGCUGUACAACUAUUUGUUCGCACGUAGCAACAACGGCACGUUUAUUUUGAGGAUCGAGGACACCGAUCGGACAAGAACGGUUCCCGGGGCAAUAGAGAGACUCCAGGAUGAUUUGCUAUGGGCAGGGAUUAUACCCGACGAAGAUCCUACCAGAGGUGGCCCCGUUGGCCCUUACGUGCAGUCGUCAAGGCUCGAAUUGUACAAAGAGCAGGCGCUUAAACUCUUGGACAAUCGAUCCGCUUAUUACUGCUUUUGUACGGAGAAAAGACUGGAAUUGUUGAGGAGAGAGGCUAUAAAGUGUGGACAAGUACCUAAAUAUGACAAUAGGUGUCGACAUUUUACCAAGGAUCAAGUAAAGGAAAUGCUCUGGAAAAAUAUCACUUAUUGUAUUAGAUUUAAGUUGGCGUCCACACCGGCGGCCUUUCACGACAUAGUUUACGGCGACGUGUUGCAUGAUCUUACCAAGUCCGAGGGAGAUCCAGUUAUCAUAAAAUCAGAUGGCUAUCCCACUUACCAUUUUGCAAAUGUAGUCGAUGACCAUUUUAUGGAAAUAUCUCAUGUCUUACGGGGCGUUGAAUGGCAAGUUUCUACACCUAAGCAUAUUAUGCUUUACAAAGCGCUUGGCUGGGAUCCUCCCAUAUAUGGACACUUACCUUUAAUAUUAAACGCGGAUGGAUCCAAGUUGUCCAAGAGACAGGGUGACAUCAAAAUCGAGUCAUUUAGGAAACAGGGUAUUUUUCCACUAGCGUUAUUGAAUUACGUGAUAGGGGCUGGUGGUGGUUUCCACAAAGAACGAGAAAACCAACAUCUUUACAGUUAUCAAACAUUAAUUAAACAGUUUGAUAUUAAUAAAAUAAAAUCGAGUUCUGGCAAACUUAUGCCUGAGAAAGUAUUGGACUUGAAUAAAUUGGAAAUGGUAAAUUUACUACAAAAUGAAAACAACUAUAAAUUUUUUAUCGAGAGAAUUAAAAAAUUAGUGUCAGAAGCAUUCCCCGAAUGGAAAAAUGAUGGAAAUUUACAGUUGGAUGACGAUCAUGUAAUAACUACUUUAAAGUGGGCACAAAACAGAAUAUCGACACUCAAUGAUCUCGUCAAAGAAGAUUUAGCAUUUUUAUGGGUUGUUCCAUCCUCUAUGCCAAAUGUUCAACAAGCUGGAUGUUCAGAAGCGAUUAAACUAUUAAAUGCAGAAUUAGUUGAAAUAGAUGCUAGUAAUUACAAGACUGAUUGGAUGGUACCAUACCUAAAGAGUUUUGCCAAAAAGAACCGAGUUCCAUUCGCUGCUUUAAUGAAGACUCUGAGAAGCAUUAUGAGCGGCGUAAAGGUCGGACCACCUGUUGCUGAAAUGAUGGAAAUUUUGGGAAAAGAUAAAACAUUGUUGCGAUUACAACGUUGCGUUUCCUGAAAAUUUAUACAAAUCCAAUUUACAUAUGUUUUGACAAAAAAGAUAUAGUUGUGCAGAGACUAAUAUGCUGCGAGUUUACCAAUACUUUUAAAAUAUUUUCCACUGUAAAAAUAAUUGUGUCCCACUGUUGGAAGACAUAAAAGCGAUUGGUAUAUAACUUGUAAUUUUAUAAUAUUACUAUUUUUUCACACAUUUUUUGAUAACUUUUGAAUAAUUAGUUUACCAAUAAACUGUAAACUACAAAACUUUGAGAUUUAACUUUAUUGUAGAAUAGUGAUUUCUUUUAUACAGCGUAAAAAUAAUUUGUAAUGCUUAUACACUCAAGUACAAAAAGAUUAAUACAUGUAGAAAUUAUGCAUAAAUAUCUUGACAAAAAUAGAUUAUUAAGUGCUCAUAUAUAUAUAUAACAGAUUGAACACGUUUAUUCUUAAAUAGCUUUUUCGAUACAAUGCGAGACUUUCCUUAUGUAGCAUAGGAUUUCUAAUACAUGCAAAUCCUUGGAAAAAGUAUUUGAUGUCAGUAAUUUCCAACACAAAAUCUGAGAACGUCAUAGAAGCAUGUUUUAUAGUAACAAUUAGAUUCUUUGUGCAAGGAUGAAAAUGAAAAAAUUAUGUAUAAAAAUGGCACCAAUUAAACGUCCAUUCGAAUUGCAAUAAAAAGAUUAUUAAAUUGUUAUUUAUUAAUAUUGCUACAUUAAUAUAAUUAUAAAUUCUGUCAUUGUAUCAAUUGUAAGAUAUUGCUUGAUAAAUUGCCAAUUAAUAUAUCUGAUAUCAUAAUGAUUCUAAAUUGCUCGGACGAAAUAUUAUCUUUUCUCAAAAGUUUAGCUUUAUUGUGAAAAAUCAUUACGAGACCAAUGUAAUACAAAUACCAAAAGUUUAUGCUUGCGUAAGGCUUACAUGUUGCUGAAAAAUUAAAUACAAAUAUCUUUUCCUUAAUCUCAUAGAUAGUACCUGUACAAUAAAAUAAUACAGUAAAUAAAUGAAUACAGGAUUAUUUGUAUCAAUUUUUCAACAGUCGAUUACAGUAAAAAAUGAGUAAAACUGUGAAUAUCACUUGAUAAAAAUCUUAAGCUGUUCUCAGAGUGCAAUUUCAGAAUAAGUGUAGAUAUAGUUAAUCAAAAUUGAAACUCUAUGACCGAAGGUAUUUAACACAGACUGAUUGACAUCUUUAUAUUAUACAUUUAAGCUUAUAUAUAAUACAAAU
Vollenhovia emeryi is the source of this 3040-nucleotide messenger RNA. It is a transcript of the gene GluRS-m, whose product is annotated as probable glutamate--tRNA ligase, mitochondrial. NCBI's taxonomy places the organism in Eukaryota, Metazoa, Arthropoda, Insecta, Hymenoptera, Formicidae. Gene Ontology annotation, molecular function: glutamate-tRNA ligase activity; ATP binding; zinc ion binding. The record is from RefSeq and is a predicted model, not a curated record. The coding region runs from base 305 to 1837 and encodes 510 amino acids. The transcript has 9 exons. Gene Ontology annotation, biological process: glutamyl-tRNA aminoacylation.